AUGAAAUAGAUACUAACAUAAAGUUUUACCCAUGAUGUUCUUCCUACUUUAUUUAGAGAAUAAUCUGAACAACCAAUUCAAGUUUAAAAGCAAUAAGCUUAAAAAGAACAAGGAAAAGACCUCUAUGCCUUAAUAGUUGAUUAGCAAAUGAUUAAAUAAAUAGAAAUAAUUGAAAUAUUUAAAGAGGAAGACCAUGAAUCGAUAUAUAAAAAACAUAUAGUCAAUUAUGUUAUUUAAAUAAAAACUGAUUAUUUUGAUUACACCAUUCCUAAAAGAUAUUCAGAAUUUGAGAAAUUGCAUGAAUAAGUAUAUUAAAAAUAAAGUAAGUUGCACACCUGUUUUAAAAAAAUGCCAAAAUUUCCAUAGAAAACAAUGAUAUAGACAAAUUCAAGAAAAAAUAUAGCUUAAAGAUAAGAAAUGUUGUAAAGUAAGAAUGAUAUAAAUAAUAAGGAUUUUUGCAACAUCUAUUAAAAAAUUUAAAUCAUUCUUUGUAUAUCUUUUUAGAAUUCUUAAAUAUUAAAGGUAUUUAAAAUGAUAGUAUAAAUAAAAAGAAUAAUUUUAAAAAGGGGGUUUCGAUUAAAAUGUAAAGCUACAUCAAUUCAGUAAAGACGAAAAUGCAUUAAAUGAUCUGCUUGAUUCUAGUCCUAAGAAAAUUUAACCUAAGAAUGAACCAGAAUAGAUGAUAAUACAUUAUUUAAAAAAGUUGAAUGAAAAAAUAGAUGAGAGAGGUAAAAUCUUUUAGUAUUAAUUAAAUGAUUAAUUUAAAUUAGAAAAAUGGAGAAAUAUUGUUUUGGUAAAAUCUAAUAGGUAUCAUCAACUAUGUUGAAAGUUUUAUUCAUAGGAGAUGAUGAAAGAUAAUUAGAAGGAAUUAUGCAAGCUUUAUUAAUGCAUAAUAAUGAUAUCUAAACUCAUAUUAGUUGCAUUAAUGGUUUUUAAUUUUUUCGCAAAGUUUUAGAAUAUGAUUAUAAUCAAAGUAAAUGAUAAUGGCUAAGUAGAUGCUGAAUAGGCUCUGAGAUAGUUUGGAGAAAUAACAAUUAAAUAAUUUAGAAAAAUGAAAAUUUAGUCUCAUAUUUGUGGAUAAUAAAAAUUAUGUAAACAAGAUGCACUAAUUCUAUUACAUAAAUAUAUAAAUUAGAAUCAAUUAAAAGAUUAAAUGAUUAAAUACUUGAUUGAUGAUGAUGAAUGUUUAAAAGAAUAUGAAUAUUUUGUAUAGACUCACUUAAAUAAGAUGAUAGAUGAUAUUAAACUAAAUAAAGAUAGUAAUGAAAAUCUCUAAGAACUUUUACCAACUAAAUCUAAUUCAACAGAACAUGCAAUAUUAGAAUAAGAAGCUUCAAUUGAAUAAUUACAAGAAAUAAGUCAAAUGAAUUUAAAUUGGAAAUUUGUCCAAGGUAAAUUUAGUGUUUUAUAUUAUUGUAGAAUAUGAAAAUCAUUCAUUAUAUCAUCUAUCUGGUUAAUUUGUAAAAUCAGUUCACCCUCUUAAUUGCUCUUUAGAGAAAACUAUCUUAUUAUUUACAGAUUAAAAAAUUUAAUGGUAUCAUGGAAUGAUACAAAGAGAUGUUAUACAAAAAUAUGAUGAAUAUAGAAAUUUUAUCGUAGAAUAUUUUAUUUGGGAAGAUAAAUCAACCUUCAAAAAAAUGGCUUUUGUUAGUGAAUAAGAAAUUAUAAGGGUUGAUGACUAUCUCUAUAAAAUUACUAUUAUUCCAAGUACUAAGCCAUUACCAAUUAACUAUAAGAUUAAAUGUGAUGAAUAAGGUAUUAAACAUUUAAAUAUCUAGGAUAAAAGAUGAGUUUGAUGUUUUUAAAAAAGAUUACAGAUAAUUCUACUGAAGCUAUUAUUUAUUAAAAUAUUAUGGAUAAUACAUUUAGAGCAGCUCUAACUCCAGUUAUUUUAAAAGAAAUUCCAUGGUUUAAUCAUACAAUAACUAAAUUAAAAGCUUUAUUAUGA
Paramecium sonneborni is the source of this 1948-nucleotide messenger RNA. NCBI's taxonomy places the organism in Eukaryota, Ciliophora, Oligohymenophorea, Peniculida, Parameciidae. The record is from the annotation of a GenBank genome assembly.